GCGAACUAUACACCUAACCAAAAUGACGAGAUUCGUCGGGAUUAUCGUGGUGCUAAGCGCUUUGGUGGCCGUCUCCUUGGCUGCAUCUCUGGACAUGUCCGAGAUUCACAACCAGCGGCAGUUUGUUGGAGGCUCGGAGACAGUCUCAAAGACCCGUGAAUCAAACCUCAUCGAUCCCAAUGCCAUGGGCAAGGGCAAGACCGGACCCGAGGAGGAGAAGAACGCCCAGUUCUGGUAUGACCUGGCCCACGAGGAGAUUGCCAGGAAACUAGAGCAGCCGCAAGUCGAUAAGAGGAAGGCCAAGAACAUAAUCAUGUUCCUCGGUGAUGGCAUGUCCUUGUCCACAGUGGCCGCUGCCCGUAUUCAUAAAGGUCAGCUAAAGGGCAACCCAGGCGAGGAGGACUCUCUUAGUUUCGAAAAGUUUCCGUACACCGGUCUGAGCAGGACCUACUGCUCAAACGCCCAGGUGCCCGACUCCGCCUGCACGGCCACCGCCUAUCUUUGCGGCGUCAAGACCAACAUUGUGGCCCUUGGAGUUACUGCCGCUGUUAACUUUAACAACUGCAGUGGCAGCGAGGAUCCCGCCAACCGCCUGACCUCUAUUGCUGAGUGGGCUCAGAAUGCUGGCAAAUCCACAGGUAUUGUGACUACUACCACUUUGACCCAUGCCAGUCCUUCGGGUGCCUAUGCCAAGACGACCAAUCGAUUCUUUGAGAGCGACACGGACAUUGUGACCUACGGCGAGGGACAGAACGAUCCGGCUACCUGCACGGAUAUCGCCACUCAGCUGAUCACUCAGACUCCCGGCAAGAACUUCGAUGUGAUGCUGGGCGGCGGCAUUGGCAAGUUCCUGCCCAACACCAUCACGGAUCCGUUCAACAAGAAGGGCGAGCGCUCCGACGGCGUGAACCUGCUGUCCCGCUGGCAGGGCAUGCAUCCCGGCGGUGUUCUGGCCUAUAACCGCGACCAGCUGCUGAGCGUGAACGCCUCGAAGAUCACCAACUUGAUCGGUACCUUCCGCUCGGGCGUAAUGAGCUUCCACAAAAUGGCCGACGCCAAGGAAGAGCCCACUCUGAAGGAGAUGACUCGCAAGGCCAUCGAGAUGGUUAGCAAGAACCCCAGCGGUUAUUUCCUGUUCGUCGAGGGCGGCCUCAUCGACUACGGAAACCAUUAUAACUCCCCGACCUAUUCGCUGGACGAAACUCUGCAGUUCGAGGAGGCGAUCCAGGAGGCUGUUGGCAUGACCAACCCAGAGGAGACCCUGAUCGUGGUUACUUCCGACCACGCCCAUCCGUUGACCAUCUCUGGUUAUCCCGGCAGGGGCACGCCCAUUCUGGGACUCAACCAGGACGACACUGAUGUGAACGGGGUCAAGUACGCCACUCUGAACUACGCUGUGGGUCUGGAACAGUACCUGGACGAGAAUGGCCAGCGUUACGAUCUCUCUGAUAAAAUUGGAAAGGAGGACUUUAUUCAUCCCAGCUACAUUCGUGGCGUUAUCGGCGUACAUGCUGGCGACGAUGUGGGUGUCUUUGCCACCGGCCCUCAGAGCCAUCUCUUCAGCGGAGUUGUCCAGCAGAGCACCAUUCCCCACAUGAUGGCCUAUGCAGGCUGCAUUGGCGAUGGCCCCACUCUAUGCAACACUCAGGAAUAGUCAGACGUGUUCCAUUCGUCAGAAUGGUUCUAAAAUAUAGAGUAU
Molecule: messenger RNA, 1699 nt
Organism: Drosophila kikkawai
Lineage: Eukaryota; Metazoa; Arthropoda; Insecta; Diptera; Drosophilidae
Gene: Alp7
Product: Alkaline phosphatase 7
Biological process (GO): dephosphorylation
Molecular function (GO): alkaline phosphatase activity
Source: RefSeq, a predicted model, not a curated record